AUGAGGGCGAUUCUUCCCCUCUUGUCGCUGAGCUCCGUCGCUCAAGCGCUAUACUUCUACAUUGAUGGCUCCAACCCGAAAUGCUUCUACGAGGACCUGCCCAAGGACACGCUGGUAGUCGGCCACUACGAGGCGCAAGAGUGGGACAAUAAUAUCGGAAAAUGGGCAAGACACGACGGCAUCAGCAUCUACAUCUCAGUCGAUGAAACCUUCGACAAUGACCACCGCGUAGUCAACCAGAAGGGCUCGGCCAGCGGACGCUUCACCUUCACAGCGGCGGCGGGAGGCGACCACAAGAUCUGCUUCACGCCGUCGUCCAACUCGGGCAGGCAGAACUGGCUGAGCGUGCUGACGCCCAACGGCGGCAUCAAGCUCAGCCUCGACAUGGCCAUUGGCGAGACGAGCGAGAUUGAGAGCACCGACAAGAGCAAGUUGGAGGACAUUUCGCAGCGCGUCAAGGACUUGAACAGCAGGUUGCAGGAUAUCAGGCGAGAGCAGGUUUUCCAGCGGGAACGAGAAGCCGAGUUUAGAGAUCAGUCCGAGUCCACAAACUCGCGCGUCGUGCGGUGGAUGUUUAUCCAAGUCUUGGUCCUCGGAAUUACUUGCGUGUGGCAGCUAUCGCAUCUUCGGUCUUUCUUCAUCAAGCAGAAGCUUACCUAA
Pseudomassariella vexata is the source of this 660-nucleotide messenger RNA. Its product is annotated as emp24/gp25L/p24 family/GOLD. The transcript has 3 exons. The record is from RefSeq and is a predicted model, not a curated record. Gene Ontology annotation, cellular component: Golgi apparatus; COPII-coated ER to Golgi transport vesicle; endoplasmic reticulum-Golgi intermediate compartment. The coding region runs from base 1 to 660 and encodes 219 amino acids. Gene Ontology annotation, biological process: endoplasmic reticulum to Golgi vesicle-mediated transport; Golgi organization; intracellular protein transport. Lineage: Eukaryota; Fungi; Ascomycota; Sordariomycetes; Amphisphaeriales; Pseudomassariaceae.